AUCUGUGACCGUAUCUAAUACUUCGUAGAGUGUAUAUGUGUAAUAUUUUAAUAUGGCAAAGAAUAGAAUGAUAUAUUUACUAUUAACAAUUGCAUCAAUAACGCAAUUGGGACUGACAGCUGUGAGAAAAGGGAAACCGAAUCAGAUAGCAUCCCUACUCCGAAGUAUAUUGUCCCCGACAAGCAGCAGCAAUGCGAUGGAUAUAUUACAAAUGGCGGCAAUUGGAACGCCAGAAGUGGUCAUGCCAAAAGCAGCCCGCCAGUUGCCAGUUAGGUCGUUGACCGAAGCAAAGAGAGUACACGUCCCCCAACAAGUUAUUGGCCAACCGAUUAUACAAGAAGUAGCCAUGCCAAUGCCAGUCGCGCCAUGUUUGUCGCCAAUGCAAGAAGUUUAUUCCAUGCCAGCUGUACCUUAUCCGGUGCAAAUGGUACAAAAUAAGGUAUACCCUUACGCAUUCCCGUCGCCGUGUUCGUGCCCCUCCCCUGCGCCGCUGGUGAAUCCUUUCUUGCCGGCAGCAAGUCCUGUGUCGGCGUUAGCGCCGCCAACGUCAAACAUGUUACCACCAAUUAAUCCAACCCAAGUGCGAAGUCACUUCUUAAGAAAAAUACCUAUUCCACCUCCCUCCUUGUAGUUUAUUAUUAUUUGUAUAACAAAUAUUGUAAUAAAGUAAUAUUUAUAUUU
Molecule: messenger RNA, 681 nt
Organism: Galleria mellonella (greater wax moth)
Lineage: Eukaryota; Metazoa; Arthropoda; Insecta; Lepidoptera; Pyralidae
Product: BCL-6 corepressor-like protein 1
Exons: 2
Coding region: 53-631 (192 amino acids)
Source: RefSeq, a predicted model, not a curated record